This is a messenger RNA of Centropristis striata (black sea bass), 4333 nucleotides long. RefSeq names its product chromosome 15 C21orf91 homolog (gene c15h21orf91). The transcript has 5 exons. NCBI's taxonomy places the organism in Eukaryota, Metazoa, Chordata, Actinopteri, Perciformes, Serranidae. The coding region runs from base 128 to 997 and encodes 289 amino acids. The record is from RefSeq and is a predicted model, not a curated record.
UGUAGCUUCUGUAGAUGUGCCGUGACGCGCUGAUGUUUGUGUCUCGUGUGCUCUCCGUGGCAAAGGAGAACCAACAACACAAAGGAAAAAGGUGUCCGUAGGAUACUCUUCAAGAUAAAGAAGCACAAUGGAUGAAGAGGAGCAGUUUGUGAACAUCGAUCUGAAUGAUGACAAUAUCUGCAGCGUCUGCAAGUUAGAGACGGAAACUGGGACCAUGUCUUUCUGCCACGUCUGCUUUGAACUCAGUAUUGAAGGUAUCUCCUCUGCUACCUUAUUGCACUCAAAGUCCCUGCGCGGCCACAGAGACUGCUUUGAGAAAUGCCACCUCAUUGCCAACCAGAAGCUGUCACGUUCCAAGGUCUCCCGAAGUGCCUACGAAGGCAUGAAGCUGGCCUUCAGCCAGAAACUGAACCGCAUCAUCCAGUACGCCCAGAACAAAGACUCUGUCUCCUCCAACGGCCCCAGCAGACGAGGGUCAAAGCUUCUCGGUUGCAGCCAGCAGAGUGACCGCAAGCUGCUGCCCCAGUCGGACGCCCAGGUGCCCCGCUACACGCCCUGCUGGGACACGGGCAAAGCAACAGGUCUGCCUGAUUACACCAUGGGGAUGUUGGAGUGCCACACGGUGGAGGAGCUGGGGCUGCUGCAGGAGUCACAAUCGACCGUUUGGUCCAGUGACAGCAGGAAAGGUCAACAGAGUCGGAACCAGCUGUCGGGAGGAGGACAGACGCAGCACAGACACCAAGGCCACAGCAGAGAUGAAUUGACAAACAUGAGUGUGGACGAACUCCAUCAGCUGAACACCCAGCUACUGAUGCAGAUUCAAAAGAUCUUUGAGGAGCUGACUGCGGCCGUGCAGGAAAAGGACUCGUUGGCGUCAGAGCUGCACGUACGUCACAUUGCCAUCGAGCAGCUGUUUAAGAACUGUGCCAAACUGCCCUGGCUGCACAUUAGCAGGGCCGGGGUCAAGGCCAGCAGCAGCAGCGGCCCCGUGGAGUGAGGUGCAAGCCGGUAUCCACUGCUGGGAGGAAGCUGGACAAACACACGCUGCAGCAAGGCUGAAAAAGCUUUCGUGUAUAUUGAGUGACUUUUACGACACUAUGGUGAUCUGCUGUAGAACAGCAUUAAGGGCUGGGUUUACGUGGCCUCUGUUCUCGUGGUUGCAGUGAUGAUGCAAGGAUUAAUAGCGGUUUGCAGUUUUAAACCAAUUGCUGGUCUGGCAUGUGACCUGAAUUCACCCAUCUCAUGUAGCCAGGGUGCAUGGGGACAUGUUCUUAUUGGACAUGAUCCUUAAAAAUAACAUCUGUUAAGAUUUACCUUAGCACAGACUGAAAAGCAGUUUGUCUGCAUACUUUUACAGAGAUGAUUGCUGUUGGUUUUAUUACAUUUUAGUUUGCUUUUACUCAUUUCUGUAGAUACAUUUCUUUCUUUUUUUUCCUGCUUCUCAUUAUGUCAGUCAUAAAUAUUCUAAUAUGGGUUUUAGCACUGCUUUUUACUCCACUAUACGUUAUCUGAUGGUUCUCUGUAGAAUGUACAGUGAGUUACAGUAUUUUUAUAACAUGGCUUGGUGCAGAUUAGCCAGACGAUGUCUAUCAUGUUCAUACCACCAGACACUGCCAGCUAGGCUGUCCUCGACUAAAGAAAUUCUUAUGGCGUGUUCACACCGGGCGCAGGGCGAAUCUAUUUGCACAAUGUGAUGACAUACAAAGUCAAUGCCAAGACGUGAGUGAAUGCGAAAUUCACCAAGUGCUGCGAUGACAUAAACCCUGAAAUGAAAUGAAAUGAAAACAUGAUAUUUGCAUUUUUAUGUAUUCGAGUUGAAAACCUUGAGUGAGAAAUGUGUGUGAAGCUGUGUUGCAAAAGCUGUUCAGCAUUGAGAUUCUCCUUCACAGCGUCGCUCUGAUGGAUCCAGGCUCCGUUCAGAAAACAAACAUUUUAAUAGUUGUUUGCUUGUCGUCCUGUGGACAGACCUGAUGGAGCAUAACUUCAGAGAUUUAUUACAUCUGCAUCAUGUUAUAGUAAUUUCGGCAUACUUUAUUUUUCAUUAAUUGCAAUUAAAUCACAACAAAAUCUGUUAUUUCGGGUACAAACCAGUGUAGAAGUGGCAGUCAGUAUAGCCCCAAAUUGAUCCGAAAUCCAUUUGAAAGCGUGACUUAAAAUCCAUUUAUUUUAGUUGCAUAACGCUGUAGAACCCAACCGGACACAGUUCCUAGAGAAGGCUGUGAAAUUUAUAGAGUAAUGUGCGUCUCUGCAUGAUAUUAUUAAUCCAAACAUGACAGAUUUUGGGUUUCCAAUGUAUCUGGGAUUUCCACAUCAUGUUCAAAGCACCGAUAGUGAUUGUUUUGGCCAUGGUUGACAAUGGCAGUGUCUGUAUCGAACAAGUAACAUAAAUUGACACAAAUAUUCCUGCCGUCAUGGUAACAACAGUAAAGCAAAGCUAAAUUUCACCUUGCACCCUUUGUGAACACACCAUCAGUCAACUAACACUCAUAAGUUUUUGUCAACUAAUCAACCAACAGAUCUGUAAAACAGAGUUUCUCUACAGUGAAUCAUGUUAAAGCACCACUUUAUAUCUUGUGUUUACAAGGGACUUUUUUUGGGUAUAGGUCAUUCAGCUUGAAAAAAGUAUUAUAUAAUCGACUGAAGUAAAAUCUUGGACCAAUUGGUUGACUCCUGCUGCCAGCAGUAGUGUUUGAUUAGUGUGAAGCACAUUUUCCUGCAGCUGCACACGGCAAUAUAAUGGCUUGAAACACACGUUUUUUGCCUUCAAACUGCCCUACUUAAUCGUUUAUGAAACUGUGGCGAUCAGAUAAAAACUGUAAAAAAGAAAAGAAAAAAAAAGGAACACAAAUAAGAUCAAAUCUGGAAAAGGGCAUGGUCCAAAAGUUCCCUAAAGCAUCUGUGCAAAAACGACAAAUCAGUGUGUGAAGGCUAUAGAAGCUGUGCAGGUUUUUGUUUGAGAGGGUGAACACUAUUUUGGGUGUGUCCUUGAACGAAUACUUUGUAACAGCUUGUUGGCAAGCAGCAAGUGGAAAUAUCAGUUAAUAUACCUGUGGCUUAAAAUGAUAGGUAUUUUGUUUUUGAUUCAACUUUUGGGUUUGUGGUUACUAUUAUUGCUUGUGAGAUUUACUUGAUAUUUAGUGCAGAGCUUUCUGUUGUAUAGCUGUCAAGCACAAGUCGUAUGUAAAGCUAUACACUGAAUGAGGGCUAUCAGGAGAAGAAAGGUUUAACUAUUGGAAAAAGAAACCCAGCUGCCAAACCAAAGUCUGUAUUUGUUCUGUUUAACUGUAGACUUUUAUUCCAUUAGCAGAAGAAGAUGCAAUACCAAACUGAUUUUAAAAUGUACGUGGCUUAGUAGUUUACCUGUUUGGUUCAGAGUGUUUAAUGAGGAUUUUUCUCUAAAGGUGUUGAUGUGGAAAUGGGUUGUUCUCAAAUACAUCAGCAUAUGUUUUACGCUUUGUUUAUCUUUUUUUUUUUAUAUUUCUUUUAUGUGCAGUGUUAAGUUUUGUUGCCCUCUCUCCUGGUUUGAUGUGUGAGAGAUAGUUUGGUGUACUGUGCCUCUGGAGGUCCCUGAUUUUUCAACAGAAGGAGACAAAGUAGGACGCAGGAUGGUAUUAACAGUCAGCAUGUUAAUUUAUUAUUCAGGAACCCUAUGCAAGAAAGAGACAAAUAAAUCAGAAGCCUUAUCAAAUGGGAAAUAUCUAAAAGAAUAUUGGUUAUAUAAGUUUUUUCCUCGGAGGAUGCUUUAGAGCUAUUCCAGUAUAAUAAGCUGGGGAAAGACUAGGUUAUAUUCAGAUUGAUGUUUAGAGAAACUCAGCAUUGUCACCAUCUCUUUUGCUCUCUUUGUAAGAGAUUAAAUGUAUUUGACCCCUUUUUAGGGUUUAAGAUUUUAGCUCCAUUUUAAACUUUUAUCUUGGUUUUCUUUGGAUAAAUGUAUUCAGUGUGCUUGAGAGUAUUCAGAUUACUGGUCCUUAAUGCAAGUCAUUCAAUCUUCAGUUGUAUGUUUUUUUUAUUUGUGAUUUAAUUAUGAAUGCUGUGUCUUUUUGUAUACUGUGGAAACAUGCCUCUGCUCGGCGCAAGAUUCAGGCCGCCUGGAUUUUGUCGUCUCGUUCUCUUCUACUGGAGAUGUUAGCAUACCUGUUACACUUCCACCUCCUUCCCUUAGACUUGACUCUUUGUUCAUUUGUUUUCUAAUGUUGAACAAGGCUGCAUUUGUGUUGUGUGAUGAUUCUAUUUAUUGUGUGUGUUCAUGGACCUUACACAUGCUGUGUGAUUUGUGCUUAAGUGACAGUUUGUAUUUUUUGUAAAAUAUUUCAAUAAACUUAUUUUUACUACA